Molecule: messenger RNA, 3230 nt
Organism: Musa acuminata AAA Group (dessert banana)
Lineage: Eukaryota; Viridiplantae; Streptophyta; Magnoliopsida; Zingiberales; Musaceae
Exons: 13
Coding region: 115-2793 (892 amino acids)
Molecular function (GO): protein binding
Source: RefSeq, a predicted model, not a curated record
CCAAAACCCUUCUCCUUCCCUUAUCCAUUUCCUUGCCUUCAUCCUUACUUCCGACCAUUCCAAGCAACCCCAGAAAGGAAACGCGAACCGUGGAGGAAGAAGAGGAGGACACUAAUGGCUCUUCUUCCGCUGUCCUCCGCGUCCCCUUUCUCCUACCGGUCGGCCUUCCCCUCCGCCCCCAGUACCCGGGCCUUUCCCGUCCUCAACGCCUUCCCGGCGACGGAGAGGAAAUCCCGCAGAAAGAAGAAGAAAUCGAGGCACGACGAUCCCGAUUCCCUGUCUUCUUCUUCUUCCGGUGGGUUGUCGGUGUCGACCGUGGAAAAGGGCCUGAGGUUCGCCUUCAUGGAGGAGCUCAUGUGGCGCGCCAGGAGCCGCGACCCGGCUGGCGUGGCGGACGUGAUAUACGACAUGGUUGCCGCUGGGCUUAGCCCUGGGCCGCGUUCUUUCCAUGGGCUCGUCGUCUCUCACACCCUUUCCGGUGACGAGGAGGGCGCGAUGCAGUCAUUGAGAAGAGAAUUAAGUGCCGGCCUACGCCCUCUGCAUGAAACUUUUAUUGCUUUGAUUCGUUUGUUUGGCUCUAGAGGUCAUGCAACCAGGGGCUUGGAAAUUCUGGGUGCAAUGGAAAAAUUGAAGUUUGAUAUCCAGAAGGCUUGGCUAGUCCUUGUUGAGGAGCUAGUCCAUAAUCACCAUUUGGAAGAUGCCAAUACUGUAUUUUUGAAAGGAGCUAAAGGAGGUUUGCGAGCCACCGAUGAACUUUAUGAUCUUUUAAUUAAAGAAGACUGCAAAGCUGGAGACCAUUCUAAUGCUUUGACCAUUGCAUAUGAGAUGGAGGCUGCAGGAAGAAUGGCUACCACAUUUCAUUUCAACUGUCUCCUUAGUGUACAGGCAAAUUGUGGAAUUCCAGAAAUAGCUUUUGCAACAUUUGAGAACAUGGAGUAUGGGGGUGAAGAUUACAUGAAACCUGAUACCGAGACAUAUAACUGGGUAAUCCAGGCAUAUACAAGGGCAGAGUCCUAUGACAGGGUACAGGAUGUAGCUGAGUUACUUGGGAUGAUGGUUGAAGAUUACAAACGUUUGCAGCCAAAUGUCAAAACUUAUGCGUUGUUAGUGGAGUGUUUUACAAAAUAUUGUGUUGUAAAGGAAGCAAUUCGGCAUUUUCGAGCCCUUAAGAACUUUCCAGGGGGCACAAGGGUUUUAUAUAAUGAAGGGAACUUUGGGGAUCCACUCUCGCUUUAUGUACGAGCUUUAUGCUGUGAAGGAAGAGCUGUUGAGCUGCUGGAAGCUUUAGAAGCAAUGGCUAAGGACAAUAAACUUAUUGCACCAAGAGCAAUGAUUUUGAGCAGAAAAUAUCGUACACUUGUGAGUUCCUGGAUAGAACCUCUGCAAGAGGAAGCAGAUGUGGGAUUUGAAAUUGAUUACAUAGCCAGGUAUGUUGUAGAAGGAGGGCUUACAGGAGAACGCAAGCGGUGGGUGCCACGGAGAGGGAAGACCCCUCUAGAUCCAGAUGCUCUUGGUUUUGCCUAUUCAAACCCGAUGGAAACGUCUUUCAAGCAGUGCUGCCUUGAGGAAUGGAAGAUCUACCACCGUAAGCUUCUAAAAACCUUGCGCAACGAAGGACCUUCGGCUUUAGGUGAUGUUUCUGAAGCUGAUUAUAUUAGGGUCGAGGAAAGAUUAAAGAAAAUAAUUAAGGGGCCUGACCAGAAUGCUUUGAAACCAAAGGCUGCUAGUAAAAUGAUAGUCUCAGAGUUAAAGGAGGAGCUAGAAGCACAAGAUUUGCCUACUGAUGGAACUAGACAAGUCCUCUAUCAGCGAGUGCAAAAAGCAAGAAGAAUAAACCGCUCACGUGGUCGUCCACUUUGGGUUCCUCCUGUGGAGGAGGAAGAAGAGGAGGUCGAUGAAGAACUAGAUGAAUUGAUAUCACGUAUCAAGCUUGAAGAUGGAAAUACAGAGUACUGGAAACUCCGUUUUCUUGGAGAAAGCUUAACAAAUGUUCAUGAGAAGGAUAUUGUAGUAGAGGAUUCUGAACUUCAUGAUAUAUUGGAUGAUGCGGAUGCUCUAGAGGAUGGGACAAAAGAAGCAGAAGAAGAUGAUGUAGAUGAAGAGGAGGAAGCGGUUGAACAGACAGAAAACCAAGAAGGCGAUGUGAUUAAGGACAAGGUAAUUGAGAGAGCCAAGCCUCUUCAAAUGAUUGGCGUUCAGUUGCUAAAGGACUCUGAAGAAACAGCUCCUUCUUCAAAGAAAUCAAGACGGAGGGUUGCCCGAGCUUCUAUUGAGGAUGAUGCUGAUGAAGACUGGCUUCCAGAGGAUAUACAUGAAGCAUUUAAGGUCAUGAGAGAGAGGAAGAUUUUUGAUGUAUCAGAUAUGUUCACAAUUGCAGAUGCUUGGGGUUGGACUUGGGAGAGAGAAUUGAAGAACAAAAUGCCUCGUAAAUGGUCACAAGAAUGGGAAGUGGAGUUAGCAAUUAAAAUCAUGCAAAAGGUUAUUGAAUUAGGUGGGACCCCAACCAUUGGAGAUUGUGCCAUGAUACUCCGUGCUGCUAUAAGAGCUCCUCUGCCAUCUGCUUUUUUGACAAUCUUGCAGACAACACAUAGUCUUGGCUAUGCAUUUGGGAGCCCCUUGUAUAAUGAAGUUAUCCUGCUGUGUCUUGAUCUUGGAGAAGUGGAUGCAGCCAUUGCGAUUGUUGCCGAUAUGGAGACUACUGGAAUCAAGGUUUCAGACCAGACGCUAGACAAAGUGCUCUCUGCUAGACACGGUGUUGAAUCUACUUCAGAUGAGUCAGCAGCUCAGGAAUAGACCUUCUGGAAGAUCGACACGAAGGCUUCAGAUCCUACAGAGGAAAUCAUUCCCAUGGAUGAUAUGUCACAUGCUAUCUUAACUGUAAACCAGGAGCAGCAUGGAGCCGACAUUUUACGGGUUAUCAUGCAAUAUUCAUGACAAGUCUUUUCAAUUGUAACAUCCUUGGGGAGUCCGUGGGGGCAGAGCAUGGAAGUUUUGUUCUUUACUGCUGUUCAAGUGUAUCAGUUUUAAGUCUAACUUAAACCAACGUGAGUAACUUGGGUUUGCCUUGAGUUUCCCCGAAAAAGAGGUAUGCUGAUAAAAUGUAUUCUUGUGGGCUUCAUUCACUUGAAAUUUGUAAUAUAAUCGUCUCAUUGUAGGUAUCUUAUGUAUAUUUUGAGCAGUGGAUAAGAUCUUCAUUUUGAUGUGCAAGGUGAAAAGAGGGACAUCCUAUA